AUGGUUGAUACCACUGGACUUAGCGGCAAAGAAACCCAAUUAUGUAUUGUUUCAUUAAUCGGGAAAAGUUCGUUAAUCGACAAUCAAUGUAAAUCUUGGAAACUCAAUAGUUUAUUACAAAUGCCUAGUGUAUUUAAAAACGGACGGAACUCUAAUCAAAAAUCAUCGCUUUUGACGGACGAUUAUGAAUUCUAUUACGACAAAUUGAAUAAUACAAUUUAUUUACAUUUAAUUUCAUUUCAUGAUACAUAUUGUCUAUUGAAUUUAAUGAACAAAAUUAAUGAGACGGAUGAUCAGGAUAACGAUGGUGAAACAUCGAUUAGAUCAUUCAAUCAAUUAUGGGAAGAAAAACAAGCAAAUUUUAUGAAAAAAUGUUUGAUCUGCUUCUUAUUAUCACAUAUUAUCAUUAUUUCUCAUCCAUCGUGUACAUUUGAUGUAAAUUAUCUUCGAUUUUUUCGUAUUAUUGAAACAUUAAGAUAUAAAACAAAACAGUCAAUAACAGACUGUAUUCGUAAUUUAAAUAUUCCAAAUUUAUCAAAAGAAAUAUUAAAUGAGAAUCGUUUAUGCAUUCCACGAGUAUUGUUUGUUUUCGAAUACCCGUAUAAAGAUGCGAUGAGUGAUCAAGAAGAAAAAAUGGCGAUAAUGGCUCAGCAAUUAGAAGAGUUAAUAUAUAAUGUUUUAAGAAGUGCUUACAUUAUAACGAAUAAUACUAAUACAUCAUUGUUCUGUAUUGGAGCAAAUCAACCCUAUGUAUUUAUCCAUCGUUCCUAUAAGGAAUCUAUUGGACAAACACAACAAUUAUUAAGUAUUUUACAAGGUUUUGUUAAACAAACAAAAGAAUCUGCUAGUAACCAUAAUAUUCGUUCAUUUGAUUAUUCACCUUCUACAACUUCUGGCGCAUCCAAUUAUCAUCAAGAUGAUUGUAAGUCGUUCAAACGUUUUUUAUUCAAACAUAUUGAAUUAGCAUUACUCGAUGGAUGGACUAACGAUGGAGUUUGGCUUAAUCAUUCACGAUCACGUGAUUCACCUAAAAUACAUUUUGAAUUAUGUUCAUAUUAUACAUGGUUGAAAUUAUUCAAUGGUCUAAAAGAUAUGUUUGCACAAGAUACAAAAAAUCAACGACUAAAACAACCGUUAAAUAUAUUGAAAAGCAAUAUUGAUCCAGAUGGAAAACUUUCUGAAGCACGAUGCAGAAAAUUUUUACCCAUGGCUAUUAAACACUACGAAGAAGGACUACCCCCAAGAUACACAAGAAUUUAUCAUGAGCAAAGAUUGGCAAAAAGUUGUGAAUAUUUUGAAACCUAUGCGAGAGGAGCAUGUUAUAAGCGUUAUGUUCAACAAUUAAUUGAGGAAUGUACAAAAUUAUGGAAAGAUUCACGACAAUUGUGUGAAGCAAUUUCUCUUACUGGAAAUCCAUGCAAGAAUGAAUUACACCGUGUGCCCGGUGAAUCAACAUUUGGUAUCGAUACAGAUCAUGUUCCUGUUAAAGCACAUAAUAGUAAAAUUGGAUUUUUUUCAGCCAGUAAUUGUGGUCAGAUUCUUCAAGAGCGAGAAGAUCCAUUUGAUUUGAAGGAUGCUAAUUAUGAGUUUUAUCAAGAAGUGAAUAAAAUGCUGUCAACUAAACCAAUCUACUUUGAAUUUCCGAUAUUUCGUGGUACAACAACAAAUGCGAAAGCUGGUAAUAAAAAGAAGAAGAAAAAACAUAACUCAUCGAAUUUAAUCGAUUUAAGUGUCGCUUCUGAAUUGAGUCAAACAAAAUCAAUCAAUAUGUUUUCGCCACCUUCUGAUCUUAUUGUUGGCGGAAAGCAGCGUUAUAAAGAGCAAGCCAUUGAAGGCGAAAAAUUUGAACAAAAAGAAGAGGGAGAUACCAAUAAUAAUGAAUGGAUGAAAGCGGCAUUAGAAACACCUGAUGAACAAUUAGUUAGUACGACAGAAUACCUGGAAGGAAUGACUCAUUCGGAAAGUCCUCCAGGUCUAUUACCAAAAUUUAGUUCGUGGAGUUUAUGUUGUAUUGGAAGAGCAACAGAUUAUUCGCCAACGAAAGGAAUUCAACAGCCAGGAUUUUUGUCUAACUUAAACCAUUUGGUUCCAUGGGAUAUUAAUCCGUAUAGUGAACGAAAUUAUCGUAAUCGUGGAAAAAAACCACAAGCCGGCGUAGAUAGACGAGGUUAUGGAACGUCAGGAUCGAAUGCACAUACAAUUUGGGAUGUUAACGUUCGCGUGUACAUUGGUUGUGAAUAUGAAUGUCCACGAGGUCAUAGAUUUAUUUGUUCGUCUCCAAAUCAUGUUGUUCGAGUUGGUCCUAAUGGAGGAGUGAAAGAUGAUGGUCAAAAAUUAGUUAGAUCCGAUAUGCCGUUAUAUACACCUUGUUCGUGUCGUUUGAAUAGUGGUACACGAGUGUGGGCACAAUUGAUGAGAGCAAUUAUUGUUACACCAAAUGGUCCUAUUCAGUGUGUCUUGCGACCACAAGUAGUUCCAAAUCCAACGUCUCCGACUUUCUUUCCAAGUUAUUCACAACCGUUAAUGUUAACAGAAGACGCCAUAUGGAUAUUAAGAUUUCCAUUCAUCUAUCAUGGAGAUGAAGAACCAUACUAUCGUCCAAAAGACGAGGAAGAUAUUAAUCAAUGUCUUGUGUUACGGGGACUAUUUUCUUGGAGUGAUAAACUUAGCUAA
Molecule: messenger RNA, 2673 nt
Organism: Didymodactylos carnosus
Lineage: Eukaryota; Metazoa; Rotifera; Eurotatoria; Philodinida; Philodinidae
Source: the annotation of a GenBank genome assembly